Molecule: messenger RNA, 1408 nt
Organism: Ruditapes philippinarum (Manila clam)
Lineage: Eukaryota; Metazoa; Mollusca; Bivalvia; Venerida; Veneridae
Product: galaxin-like
Exons: 2
Coding region: 79-1320 (413 amino acids)
Source: RefSeq, a predicted model, not a curated record
AAAAGUAAUAGUCUAAAGUACAUACAUGUAUGACGUUUCAUGACUUUCAUGUUGUAAUAUUUGCCUAAUCAUUUCUCCAUGUUAAUUGUAGGGUAUCACAAUCUGAUGACAGGUGCUUGCGUCGGUGACAAAAUGAAAGAAAUAACAUUAAUCGUUGUUUGUUUGGUAAUCACAAUCAUUGAUCCUGUGAAUGGAGGAACAAGCGUGUGCGGAACGAGAAGAUACGAAACUGAUUUGAACAGAUGUUGUAACGGAGCAGUUGCAAGUAAAUCAGACGGUAAUAGUUGCUGCGGAACAAAAGCAUAUGACUCCAGAUUAAGUCUUUGCUGCAAUGGAAAAACGGCAAAUAAAGCAGACGGAACAAAAUGCUGCGAUACUAAAGCAUAUGAUUCCAAUUUGAGCUUAUGUUGCAACGGAAAUACAGUCAGUAAAAGAGAUGGAACAAGUUGUUGUGGUACGAAAGCCUAUAAUCCCACUUUAAGUUUGUGUUGCAAUGGUAACGUUGUAAGCAAACGUGACGGUACGACAUGCUGUGGGACGAAAGCUUAUGACAAAGGUAUUAAAUUAUGUUGCAAUGGAACAGUAGCGAGUAAAACUGAUGGAACAAGUUGCUGUGGUACAAAAGCGUACAACUCAACUUUGAGCCUUUGUUGCAAUGGGAACACAGCCAGCAAAAGAGAUGGUACGAAAUGCUGUGGUACCAAGGCAUACGACCCAAAUUUGAGCAUGUGUUGUGAUCAGGAAAGGGCAAGCAAAUCCGACGGGACGAGUUGUUGUGGUACAAAAGCAUAUAACCCAAAUCUUAGUCUGUGUUGUAAUGGAAAGGCAGUUAGCAAAGGUGAGGGGACGAAAUGCUGUGGUACGAAGGCAUACAAUCCAACUUUGAGUAUGUGUUGUAAUGAAGAAAAAGUAAGCAAGGCAGAUGGGUCGAGUUGUUGUGGAAAGAAAGCAUAUUUUCCUGAUUUGAGCAUCUGUUGUAAUGGAAACACUCAAAGUAAAAGAGAUGGUACGAAAUGCUGUGGCACGAAGGCAUACGACCCAAACUUGAGUAUAUGUUGUAAUCUGGAAAAAGUAAGUAAAUCCGACGGAACGAGUUGCUGUGGAACGAAGGCGUAUUUUCCAAAUUUAAGCCUAUGUUGCAAUGGAAAGACUGUAAGCAAAAGUGAAGGAACCAAAUGCUGCGGCACGAAAGCAUUCGACUCUAACUUGAGUCUGUGUUGUGAUGAAUCAGUGGCUCGGAAAGCUGAUGGUACGAAAUGUUGUGGUACGAAAGCCUACGAUCCUAGGCUAAAGAUGUGCUGUAACGGUCAAAUCUGUUGAACAGGGGAACAUUUCUUUCUACUUUUGCCGAGGAAUAAGAAAAAUUAAAUAAAACAAAACAUUUCAUUGAAUAUAUAUGCAUAUUUAU